This is a messenger RNA of Notolabrus celidotus (New Zealand spotty), 11952 nucleotides long. RefSeq names its product insulin-like growth factor 2 receptor (gene igf2r). Bases 1 to 7248 code for a protein of 2415 amino acids. Gene Ontology annotation, molecular function: D-mannose binding; insulin-like growth factor binding; signaling receptor activity. Gene Ontology annotation, biological process: lysosomal transport. The record is from RefSeq and is a predicted model, not a curated record. The transcript has 50 exons. Gene Ontology annotation, cellular component: plasma membrane; late endosome; trans-Golgi network. Lineage: Eukaryota; Metazoa; Chordata; Actinopteri; Labriformes; Labridae.
AUGAGUUCCUCGUCCAUGUUGGUUGUGUCCAGUGAGCUGUCCCUGCAGAGGCUCUCUGGUUCAGUACUGGACUUCAACGACACGGUCAAAUGUCCCGGAAGCAGCAACAACAUCCAAACCAGCAUCAGCUUCCAGUGUGGGAAAACCAUGGGGACGCCAGAGUUUGUGGCCGUGUCUCAGUGUGUGCAUUACUUUGAGUGGAAGACCUACAGCGCCUGCAAGAAGAACAAAUUCAAGCCCCACAGAGAGGUGCCCUGUUAUGCAUUUGACACGGACGGUAAGAAACACGACCUCAACCCUCUGAUCAAACUGACUGAUGGCUACCUGGUGGACGACGGGGACGACAGCAUCGACUUCUACAUCAACAUCUGCAGGAGUCUCAAUCAACCAGACAAGUCCUGUCCAGAGGGAUCUGCAGCAUGUCUGGUCACCAGUCAAGGCUCCUACAACAUGGGAUCUCUCACCAAACAGCUGGAGCUCCUGUCCAAUGACAGACUGAGGUUACAGUAUGAAGUCGUUGCCGGAUCGCCUCGUCCAGAUAACUGCAACGACCAUGAUCCUGCCGUCACCAUCACGUUUAUCUGUCCAUCAAGCAGACACUCGGGAAGCACUCCGAGGAUGACGGCAGAGUCCAACUGUCGGUACGAGGUGGAAUGGGUGACGGAGUACGCGUGCCACAGAGACUACCUGGAGAGCCAGACCUGCAAACUGACCAGUGAACAGCAUGACCUGUCCAUAGACCUCACACCUUUAACUCUGGGCUCUUCAGACUUGCCGUACAAUGUACACUCUGGGACGGAGAACGGCGAUGAGAGCUACAUCUACUACCUGAACGUGUGCGGAGAGGUCCCCACUCGGGAGUGUGGAGACGACCAGUACAUAUCAGCCUGCCAGUUGAAGAUGCCGGGGCAAGCCAAGAAGGUGGCCGGGAAGUAUCAGAACCAGACGCUACGAUACUCAGACGGAGAUCUGACCCUGAUCUACCCUGACGGCACGAGGUGCUCCAGCGGCUUCGAGAGAAUGACCAUCAUCAACUUUGAGUGCAGCGAGACCGCAACUAACGGAGGACGAGGAGCUCCAGUCUUCGCCGGGGAGACAGACUGCACUUACUACUUCAACUGGGAGACGGCCUUGGCCUGCGUCAAGGAGAAGGAGGAUCUGCUGUGUCGAGUCAGAGACGGGAACAAACACUACGACCUCUCACCCCUCACUAAAUACCCUGGGUCAGAGGUCAACGGGAACUGGGAGGCGGUGGAUGCUAAAUCUCCUCAGCCGGACUCGCGCUACUUCCUGAACGUCUGUCACAAAGUCCUGCAGACCGGAGAUGCUGUCGGCUGCCCGGUCAAUGCCUCCAUCUGUGCCAUGAAUAAGGACAACAUCCACAUCAGCCUGGGCAGCUUCCUCUCAUCUCCACAGAAGACGAAGAUAGGAAACGACAUCCGGCUGGUGUACACUGACGGAGACUUCUGCAACGAUAAAGAUAAAAAGAGGAGGAUACAAACCAUCCUGACCCUGAAGUGCAAAACAGGAGAUCUGGAGAGCGCUCCCAUCCUCCGCAGCGUCUCAGAAGACAAAUGUGUGUACGAGAUGGAGUGGUACACGGCUGCUGCCUGUGUCCUCUCAAAGACGCAGGGAGACAACUGCAAGGUGGAGGACCUUCAGGCUGAGUUCUCCUUUGACUUGUCCCCUCUCACCAAAGCUGACGGCGGCUUCUACAACCUGAGCAGCGGCAACUACGACUACUACAUCAACGUCUGUGGUCCGGUCACGGCUGCCAAGUGUCCCGCAAAGGCCGGGGCGUGCCAGGUCGAGCAGAGCUCCUGGAGUCUCGGGGAAGCAAACUCCCGUCUGUCAUACUACGACGGCCUGAUCCAGCUGAGCUACAGCAACGGCUCGCAGUACAACAACAAAGGACACACGUUAAGAUCCACGCUCAUCUCCUUCCUCUGUGACCCAGAAGCCGGAGCUGGAAAACCGGAAUUCCAGGCUGAGGACAACUACACCUACAACUUCCACUGGUACACAGCCUACGCGUGUCAUGAACGCCCUCACGAGUGUUUGGUGACAGACCCUCAAACUCUGGACCAGUACGACUUAUCCAGCUUGUCACGCUCCUCCUCAAACUGGCAGGCCAUGGACAUGACCGACACCCUGAACCGGAAGAAGUACUACAUCAACAUCUGUCGGCCGAUCAACGCCGUGCCGGGCUGCGACCGCCACGCAUCCGUCUGCCAGACGAAGUACAUAUCAGAACAGGGCUCUCCUAAAGAGGUGGUGUCAGUCAGUAACAUGGGAAUAUCCAAACGAGGACCGAUCAUCGAGGGGCGGGACCGGCUGCUGCUGGAGUUCACAGACGGCUCUGCCUGCGUGUCAGACGGCAAGGAGCUCACCUACACCACACUCAUCCACCUGGUUUGCUCCAGAGGGUCUUCGUCUAUGAGUCCACGAUUCCUCAUGUACCAGAACUGCACCGCCAGUUUUAUUUGGGAGACCAGAGCGGCCUGCGCCAUCAAAACCACCAAGAAGGAUAGCUGUUCUGUGGUGGAUCCAAACACCGGCUUCGAGUUCAACCUGCAGCUUUUGGCCUCAAAGACUGGAUACAGGACUACUGCGAACGGGAAGGACUUCCUGGUGAACAUCUGCGCAGACGCAGCAGAAUGUGGAAAGGGCAUGGCUGGCUGUGAGCUGGAGGAGGGGCAUCCGCUCAACCCUGUAGGAGUGGAGAAGACCCUCCAGUACUCCACUGACGGUCUGCUCCAGCUCACAUAUAAAGGACCUCUUGAUACUCCAACAGCCACUCGGGACACCUUCACCAUCAACUUUGUGUGCAACCAGACCGCUCACCCCGGCUCAUUGAAGCUGCUGCAGGAGGAGUUGAGCACAUCUAGUCACGUGGUCCACAACGUCCUCUUCGAGUUCUCCACCGCUCUCGCCUGCAUCCCCGCUCCCGUCGACUGCCAGAUCAUCGACUCUCACGGUAACGAGUACGACCUGAGUCACCUGAUCCGGAAUGGAGAUGACAGCCCGUGGAUCGCGAUAGAGACCGGUGCGGCCCAAUCACGCAGCUUUUACAUCAACGUCUGCAAACCUCUUCCUCCUGUGAGCAACUGUCCAGUGGGUCCUCUGGGUGCUUGCGCUGUCGUUGAUGGUAAGAGCAUGAACCUCGGGUACGUCCAGUCCCGUCCACAGGCAGCGGAGGACGGCUCCAUCAGCAUCGUCUAUCAGAACGGAGAUCAGUGCGACUCCACAUCGCACUACUCCACACGCAUCAUCUUCCAGUGUGACGACAACCCGGGCUCCCCCAUGUUUGACCGCCUAGACGGCUGUGAAUACGUCUUCAUCUGGACGACGUCAGAGGCCUGCCCCAUCAAGAAGUCCGAAGGUCGUGACUGUAAGGUUCGUGACCCCAGGAGUGGCUUCGAGUUCAACCUGAACUCUCUGAAGGGGCGAGACUACCAGGUCCGGAACGAGAAGUACAUCUACCACCUGUCCGUGUGUGAGGGGCUGCAGAGGGGCAUCUGCACCCACAAAGACACGGGCAUCGAAACCGUCUCCUCCUGCCAGGUGGACGGAGACAACCACAAGAUUGCAGGGAUGUCAAACCAGGUUCUGAGCUAUGUGGGUGACCAGCUCAUCCUGAACUACACUGAAGGAGAGACCUGUCAUAAGAUCUACAGAAGAACCACAGAGGUCUACUUCUCCUGCCACCCUGACCGCCAUCCUGGAGUCCCAGAGUUCUUAAAGGAGACUCCAGACUGCACCUACCUGUUCAGCUGGCCCACCGCUCUGGCCUGCGUCCCGGUCAAAACCACCAGCUGCUCCUACAAUGACGGUCAGGGUCACUCGUACGAUCUCUCCCCUCUCGCCAUGGACUCUCGGAACUGGGUGGUGGAGCCCUCUACUGUGGACACAGGGAAACAGUAUUUCAUCAACGUCUGCAGGUCGCUGGUGCAGCAAGGAGGUUCAUGGAAGUGUCCGUCCAGCGCAGCGUCCUGUGUGAAGGUGGGAGAUGAGUAUGUGAGUCUAGGCCAGCUGGAGUCGGGGCCGACGUGGGACAGGAACGUCCUGAAGCUGCAGUACAGCAGCGGCCAGGCCUGUCCUGACGGGCACCGCAACAGGACCAGCAUCAUCCGCUUCAAGUGCGACAAAGACAAAGUGGACUCCAGGCCCACUCUGAUCUCGGCCAUAGAGGACUGUGUGUACUCCUUCCUCUGGUUAACCGCUGCCGCCUGCCCGCUCAACGCCAUCCAGCACGACGACUGCAGAGUCACCAACCCUGCCACAGGUCAUUUGUUUGACCUGAACCCUCUGACAGUGGAAGGAGGUUACACCGUGUACGAUCAUCAGGACAACAGGAAAAUGUUUCGCAUGAACGUCUGUGGAAACAUGACUAAUGCUGGAUGCAGCCCUGAAACUGCCGUGUGCAUCAAGGACGGCAACACGGUGGUGAGCGGAGGUCAGGUGAGCAGGAAGCUCUCCUACAGGGAUCACGUUCUGGAGCUGACGUAUGAAGGAGGAAGUCCCUGUGCUGCAAACCCAACUCUGCAACACAAGACCGUCAUCCACUUCAUCUGCAGGCCGGCUAACAUGGACUCGUCCCCUCCAGAGCCCGUCCUCAUCGACUCAAAGGCUGAGACCUGCACACACUACUUCUCUUUCCACACACCCCUGGUGUGCGAGCAGACAGUGAAGUGUUCGGUGCAGAACGGCUCUGCCUUCAUAGACCUGACUCCUCUGAUUCAUGUCAGUGGAUACUACACCGCUACAGACGAUGCAGUGGAUCAAAGUGACGAGUCUCCAGACUUCUACAUCAACAUCUGUCAGCCUUUAAACCCCAUCCCAGGAGUCACCUGCCCUCCUGGAUCAGCUGUGUGCAUGGAUCCUGAUAAUGGACCUCCCAUUGACAUCGGGCGAACCACCAGCGGCCCUGAGAUCAACUCUGCAACAGGAGAACUCUCCAUCACCUACCACAGCUCCACCCAGUGUGCAGCUGAUCCGUCCCAGAACUACACCUCCACCAUCAUCUUCACCUGCCAGAGAGGCCUGGAGCUGGGCUCUCCUCAGAUGCUGAGGCUGCAGAAGUGCGUCUACCUGUUUGAGUGGGCGACCCCCAUCGUGUGCUCGGACGCCACGCACACCAGCGGCUGCCAGCUCACGGACGCACAGAUGCAGUUCACCUUCGAUAUGUCAGCACUCACUGGGGAAGUCCAGGUUCCCGCCGGCUCCAGCACGUACAACAUCAACGUCUGCAGCUCGGUGGCAGAGCCGGCUUGUAAGAACAGCGCGGUUUGCCGGGUGUCUGGAUCCGGUUCGGACAAGUCAGCGUCUUCCUUCGGCAUCAACAAGGCCAUGACGAUGGAAUACAAACAUGAGGUUCAGGCCGUCCUGAUGAAGUACGGAGGAGGAGAUCCCUGCCCACCAGUGACAGACAAGGGCGAGGCUUGUGUGUUCCCCUUCACCCUCAUGAAGAAGUCGUACACCGAGUGCACCAACGACGGGCGGACCGACGGCAAGAAGUGGUGCUCCACCACAUCCAACUACGACACGGACAGGAUGUGGGGAUUCUGCAAUGAAGCCUCCGGUAAGCAACAGUCCUCCAUAUUGUUCACCUGCGACCAGGCAGCAGGCCACGGCUCCCCGCAGCUGCUCUCUGAGACGUCAGGAUGUUCGGCCACUUUCCAGUGGAGGACCAGCAGCGUCUGUCCCCCGAGGAAGAUGGAGUGUAAGCUGGUCAGCCAGCAUCAGACCUUCGACCUCCGGACUCUGUCGUCCCUCACCGAGCCGUGGAAGUUCAGCCACAAGGGAGACUCGUAUUUCAUCAACCUGUGUCAGAGUAUCCACGGUGGAUUACCCGGCUGUCCGGAGGGAGCGACGGUGUGCCGACACUCAGCUGCAGGACAGACUCAGACCCUGGGCCGAGUCUACACCCAGAAAAUGAGCUACGCUGAUGGAAAAAUCUCUGUGAGCUACUCGGCGGGAGACGAGGUCUGCAGCAACGGAGUGAAGGCCAAGACCGUGAUCCAGCUGAGCUGCGGCUCCACUGUCGGACACCCGGCACUCAUCAGGUUUGACGAGGCUACGUGUGAGUUUGUGAUUGGCUGGGAGACUCGGUCUGCGUGUGCGGUGAAGCAGCGCGAGGUGGAGAUGAAGAACGGGACGAUACAGGUUCCUGACACGGGAGCCAACCUCAGUCUGGGAGCUCUUUACUUCAGUCACCAUCAGGCGUCUGGAGACAUCCGCCCGAACGGUGACCGCUACAUCUACCACAUCCAGCUCUCCGGCAUCACCAACAACUCCCUGACCAACUGUGUGGGCGCCAACAUCUGCCAGGUCAAACUCAACGGGGCUUACAGACGCAAGAUCGGCUCCUCCAGCACAGCAAAGUACUACAUCAAAGGAGGAAACCUGGAUGUGAUUGUUCCCUCUGACUCUCAGUGCGGGCGUGAGAAAACAAAGAUGGUGUCGUCCACCAUCAUGUUUCACUGCAGCCCGUCGGCGGGACUCGGCAUCCCCGAGUUCAUGCUGGAGACGGACGGGUGCCAGUACCUGUUCGUGUGGCACACCAACGCCGUGUGUGGACUCACGACUGUUGACCAGUCGUACGACGAUGACGGCAGCGAGGCUCCAAUUCUCUCAAGGCGGACUCAGGCGAUGGGGGUGAUGCUGACGCUCCUGCUGGUGGGUCUCGCGGUGUGUCUGCUCGGGCUUCUGCUGCACAAGAGAGAGAGAAGAGAGCUGGUGAUCCAGAAGGUGGCGGGCUGCUGCAGGAGAGGAAACCAGGUCUCCUAUAAGUACUCAAAGGUCAACAUGGACGAGGAAGGAGGUGACGAGGAGAUGGAGUGGCUGAUGGAGGAGCUAGAGGCCCCUCCCUCAUCGUCCUCCUCGUCCUCUCACAGGGGCAAGAGCAACCACGGCAACGGCCACAUCAAGACCAAGACGGUGAACACGGACGGACUGCGCUCGUUCUCUCUGGACGAGCAGGACGACGACGACAGCGAGGACGAGGUGCUGAGCGUCCCCGGGGUUCGAGUGCUGAAAUCCUCCGGGCUCUCAAGGCCCUCCACCGUCCAUCGCAGCGCCUUCCUUCAGGAGGAGAGCGAUGAAGACCUGGUCGGCCUCCUGGAAGAGUCCGACAGAAAGCGGAAGAGCAGCAAACCCCGCCCCUCAGGCCUCAACCAGGCUAACAACACGGCAGCCAACAGGAAACGGGACGAGGACGACAGUGACGAGGACCUCCUCAGGGUGUGAUGUCACUUCCCCUCCCCUCCCCUUCUUCCUCAUCCAUCCAGUCUGAACUCUUCUCUCUCAGUGAAUGUCUCCAUGAAAGCAGCAGCAGCAGCGACGAGAAGCCGACAACACUCUGAAAGCAGAAACCUUUUUCCUCUCUUCUGGGAUUAUUUUUGGUUGGACUGCACCUUUUACUCGACCUUCUCAGACUCUAUCCAGUCCACUGUCUACAGACUGUCGAUGUUAGCACAUGGGUUCUUAUUUAUUGAUAGCUGAUUAUUUAAAUUCUUUCUAUUUUUGCAUUUUUCUGUUUAAAGAUUUAAACUUUCGCUUCCCAGGAGCCGCUUUGCUCUGGUCUGGUUUCUGGGACGCGGUCCUGACAGGCCUGCGGGGGGCGCCACGCAGUGAGGCGUGUGAUUAAUUUAAACCUUUGUUUUCUUCUGGAAGCUGUGCCAUUGCUUUAGCACUUUAUUGUAGCAUCAUUAGCUGAGCUCACACUGUCCUCAUGCCUCACUGCAGAGAGAAUAAGAAGGAAAGCUUCUGUUGUUGUUUAUUUGUUUGUUGAAUCGCCCUCCAGCCUGUCAGGACGGCGUUUUCUAACUUCUCCAAGUCAAAGCGGCUCCGUCAGGAAGCAGUUUGUCAACGUUUGGAGUGAAACGAUCGGCUAUUUAAGAGAGUAACGGGGUGCUGGUUCGGUCCGAGGCGGUGAAGGUGUCGCUCGUGUUUGUUUCUAAAGGGAAUGAAGACAGCCAUUUGUCUUUUCUUGCUGUUUACAGUCGCUUCAAGAGCAGAUCCUCCUCUUUACCCCCCCCCCCCCCACCCCCCCUGGAGGAGAGAGCGGGAUGCCUUCCUGACGAUGAAUUUAUACCUUCAUCAGGUGAUUUGUGUCUUGUUUUGAUCAGAGACGUUGUACAUAGGCGAUAAUGUUCUAUAUAUUGUUUAUGUCUGUUGUCUCCAGCGGUGACUCGCUCACCUGUGUUUGUUUUUAUGAUUAUUUAUGUCCGAGCUGAUCGUGCGUACGAAUCUCUGUUCUGUGUGAAAAGAGAGGUGGCCUUAGGUGUGAAUGGAAGACGAGGACAGAGGUUGAAAGUUGUUAGUGUAGGUUGUUUCCCCGUCAAAGCCAUAUCUCUCCUGCUCCCUGAUGAAGGGGCUUUCUCUCUCCUGCUUACACGCUCUCAUAAACAUUAUCAAUCUGUUCUUUUGAUGCAUCCACUCUCAGUAACGCCCUGUUUUUUUUUUGCCAAAUUCAAGUUUCACAAACUCUCUGCGUGAUCAGGAUGUUUUUCUCUCCAGGUGAAUGAAAGGUGUUCAAGAUAUUUGAUCAUGUUUACACUCUUCUCUUUAAAGAAAUCAAACUGAAUCCAGUGUUUCCACGAGUAUUUGAGUCCCGGCCAAAGACGACAGUGUAACCACUGUUUUUGUAUUUCAGCGCAGGUAUUCACCAACUCAGAAGUAGUUUUGCCAACAUGUCGCUCUCCCUCUUUGGAGAGUCAAAAUAAAUCAAUCUUUGUGGCUUUAACUUGACUUAAUGCUCGGGUUUAUGUGUUCAAUGCGUGCAAAGAUGUCUUUCUUUCUUUGAAUCUUUAUCCAUCUCAACCGCACGGCAUCAGAGAGCAGUAUAAAGUUUCCAUCCUGUCUCUAAAGCCUGGUUUAUACGUCUGCCUCAACCCUACGACACAGCCGUGAGCACUUUGAUGUGUCCGUGUCGUGCAGCAGUACUCCGCCGAACCACUAGAGGGCAGUGUGGUCUCUCUGAUAGUCGCUACGAUCUCUGUUUACUUUUCCACAGCGAUUCAGAGCGUGUUCAGUUAAUCUUCAGCUGAUACAUGUUGCUGCUUAUCAUACAGACAUGAUUACAUGACGAAUAGAGAGGAGGAGAUGAAAUACACGGGGAUCCAGGAAGUGCUGUAGAUGCAGGAAAUACAAGCUGCCAAGCGGACCAAUCACAGGGCUUGCAGUCCACGUUGAUUCCAAGUGUAGUUACAUUUGGGAGGAGGUGCACAUACGUAACACGGGACUUCCACCAGAUCCGUCUCCGGUCCGCUGCGGUCCGGCUCCAUGCUCUCUCGUCCGUCAACACCCACCGGUUGCGUUUUUGGAACGCAGCACGGAGCAGGACCGCCAGACAGCUGGAGUCAUGUGACCGAGGUUUUCCCACGCUAAUCACUGAAUCAAGGAUCCUCCUCCUCCUCCUCUCCUCAUCCAUGUUGUCUUUCUGGUCCUCUGAAAACCUCUGACCUGUUGACUCCAGGCCUGGUCUCCACUCAUCAUGACUUUGGUUUGUUGUUGUAGUUAAGUGAAAUACGAUCUGGUGAUAACACAGAGUGUUUUAUUCUGAAAAUUAACCGGAUGUUUUCAUUUUGUUUUGGUGAAACCUGACUUCCUGUCCCGCUCCAUCUGCUCUGUUGAGAUUGAUGCGUCGUGCUCCGGCAUCCGGCAAAUAAUAGAAGUCUUGCGUAUCAGAUCCGUUGCCUUCCGAUCUGCCAGAUCAGAGACGCAGCCAGAAUGUGACAGAGUGGAUCCAGUGGAAGUUAACACAUUGACUCGAAUAGAAACCUAUCAGAUCCGGUGCUGUGACGGAUCGGAGACGUACCGGACACGGAUCUGGUGGAAUUUGGCCUUAAGCUUCUGCGUAGGUACGGGAGCUAAGCGGACGAUUCAACGCAGAAGUAUAAACCAGGCUUUAGGCGUCAUCAUUUUCUCCAAUGACUGACGUAGAUAUUCAGCAUUCAUCUGCAGCGAACCCAAACACAGGCGCUAGUAUUCAGUAUAAAAAAGCAUCCAAUCUUACCACUGAUGAUCUUAGUUUACUCUGGAGGCCAUGAAGAGGCUGAAAUCAAAAAACUCCUCACAGUGCCUUUAAAAAGACGAUAUAGAAAUCAUAUGUUAAAACGGCGUCAGUAUUGAUUUCAGCGCCAACUUAAAACUCCUCUCAGCACAUUCUGACAUUCUGCAGACAUCAUUAAUCAAACUAUUGAUCAAACAAGAGCCUGGGUAUCUAUUUCACUUUACAGUAGAAGUUAAGUGAGACUCUUUGAAGGUGUUCUCACCUCCCCAAACACUUUAAGUGAAUGUACUCUCACAGGAGAGAAACUUUCUUCUUCUUUUUUAUCGUUUUUGAUUUGCAGUCGAAAAUAUUUAUGAGUGAAUGUGCGUUCGUUUGAUUCGGCGCGAAAGGGAACAGACGACGGAAUCACUUCUCAGAGUUUAGGUGUUAAAUAUAAACGAUGAUGUCAUGGGUAAGAUAUCCUCUCAAUCAAUCAAUCAAAAAUGUUAAAGAUUCAGGAAGUUUCUAAAGCUUUGUACGUAAAAAAUGUAAAGAAGCUUUUGUAGAAUGUUGAUAAAAAAAACAUGAUCUGGUGUUUACACUGGAGACGUCAGGGUUUAAAAUCUGAGUUAUUCUGUUAUACUUUGAAAGAAAGGCAGCAUCACUUCCCAACUUACUCUCCGUGUGAUCACUUCAAACAUCACUGACUUGAGUUGAACUCUUCGGAGGACAAUUUCUUGCAAUUUUUCGCUAAAUUUCUCGACUUCACGAAUGUCAAAAAGCAGAAAAAUGUCCUCUUUCUCAUGAAUCUCUCUGCUCAUGUGACUUUAAAAGGUUCCCCGCGGAAUGACCGCUUCAUUAAGCUACUAAUCUCAAAUAUCGACUGUACGAAAUGAUGGACGACGUGCUUCGGCAUCCUCCCUGUGAACAAAAGUGAAGCCAAAACAUCUUGAGCAGACACCAUGCACUGGUUACAUCGAUUUGAGAUCAAUUAAUGGAGCCGGGAUGUUGACUUCCUGCCCUUUACGCUAACGAAAACACACGUUAUUUGCCGAUAAACGUUAAAGCCCCCUCCGGUCGGUACGAUCAAAACAACACGAAUCAGAAAAAUGGACACAAGCACGAUAAUAACUCGCUAUCAUGACGGAAAGGAUGUUUGAGAACGACGUGUUUUGAUUUUGAAGAUUAAACCAUGUCCCAUCUGUCAACAUGGAGGAGGCGGGGUUUAUGAGCUGUACUGCAGCAAGCCAGUAGAGGGAGCUCUGAAUGUUUCGGCUUCACUUUUAGGCACCUGUUAUGUAAUGUCAUCCAUCCUUUAACCGUCUAUAAUCUCAAACUAUGACUUGUUUAAGACAAAUGUACCGUGGGGAGGUUAAAGACGGAGGUGAUGGCGUUAAAACACACGACAGGUUAAUUAAAUUAGCUAUCAUUGUUUGUUUUUUUUGCUCUCACAGCUCUUUAAUUGUAAUCCCAGAUGUUAAUUGAGGGUGUUUGAUUGGGUAUAAAAGCAUCAACCUGUGUUUUGAAGAUGUAGCAGCUCCACUCAUCACAGAGAGACCGUUUCGUACACGAAGCCCUUUUCCCAUCUUUGCAUUUCAUCGCCGAAGUCUUCGUGACUUAUCUGCAUGGUACGGUCCUGACCUCUUCCUUUUCUAUCUCAUUAUGGACGAACGCUCUUGUGCUUUUUUUUCUUUGUCCACACUCGAGCAGAGAUUGUGACACUCGGUGAUACUAAACCCGGAGUCUGAGAUCGGGACGGGCGGACAAACAAACUCGGGAAGCACAAGAGAUUUUCUGUGAUGACUCGGCGGUACGGUGGGAGAGCGUUCUUUUGUUUUGAGUUGGUGUAAGUUUCGUUGUCCGGUUUUGUUUUUCAGCUCUUUGCCUGUUUUCCUAUUUAAGAAAGACAUUGAUGUAAAAAAUAUUGCAUUAUUUGAAUAAAUAAGAUCUGCUGUUUA